AUGUUGUUCCUCCGGAAGCUGGCAGUUCUGCCAGUCAUCGUCGGGUUGGCGAGCGCCAAGUGCGAGUGUGGAUACUCUGUAGACAUCGAUAAUAAGUCGUGGACCUUUACAGACAUGUUGGAAAGCGACCUUGUCCACCUCAACCUCAAGCAGCCGGGCCUGGAAUAUGGCGAGCUUGGGUGGGCACCGCAACAAUUCAACGUCUCCAAGACCGCCGGCCGGGGGCCACACGGCGAAAUCUACAGUGUCGACAACGUAAAGUCAAACAUUAUAGGAGACGACUCGGUCUUCACUGGAGACGGUCAAAAUGGCGGGCCGGCAGGCUUGCAGCUUCUUGUUGGGGGCAGUCUGGUUAACGACAUGGUCAUGGUGUCAGAGGUUGCGACCGCAAACCAGCAUUACACAUAUGGGACCUACCGAGCCAGUAUCAAGGUCACUGAUGUGCCUGGCACAUGCACUGCAUUCUUUUGGUACUUCAAUGAUACGCAAGAGAUCGAUAUCGAAUUCCUCUCGUACGACUUCAACCGUAACAACAAAUCCUUCCCGGUCAAUCUUGUGCUGCAGUCGACAGAGUCUGCACAAGCGGGACAUGAUGCGUCUGGGACAAAAGAUUUCAAGAAGGUCUACCUGCCAUUUGAUCCGACGGCAGACUUCCACGAAUACCGGUUCGACUAUGUUCCUGGCAAGGUCACAUUCUAUGCCGACGGCAAAGAGCUCGCCGAGAUGACGGGUGACUCCGUUCCGACCACCUCGGGUCACUUGCUCAUGUCUCAUUGGAGCAAUGGUAACCCCGGCUGGUCCCAUGGGCCUCCGACUCAGGAUGCAAUUUCGACCGUCAACUAUGUCAAAGCCUACUUCAACUCAUCUGACGCCCAAAGAAAGAGUGCUUAUGCGGCCCGGUGCACUAAUCCUGCUUCGCCCGAGGUAGUCUGUGCAAUCCCCAAUAACGACCCGACGUUCUUCUUUGGGCAUGAAGACGGCAUGGCUCCGGGCCAGACCGUCUACACCGACACCAGCAUGGCAAGCUCGUUGAUUGUGACUGCGUCAAGGUGGCUGCCUCUUGCCGCACUCUCGCUGCUCUGGAGGAUGAUGAGCUCAUGA
Messenger RNA from Microdochium trichocladiopsis, 1101 nucleotides. RefSeq names its product glycoside hydrolase family 16 protein. Gene Ontology annotation, molecular function: hydrolase activity, hydrolyzing O-glycosyl compounds. Gene Ontology annotation, biological process: carbohydrate metabolic process. The record is from RefSeq and is a predicted model, not a curated record. The transcript is spliced from 2 exons. The coding region runs from base 1 to 1101 and encodes 366 amino acids. Lineage: Eukaryota; Fungi; Ascomycota; Sordariomycetes; Xylariales; Microdochiaceae.